Messenger RNA from Corapipo altera (White-ruffed manakin), 779 nucleotides. It is a transcript of the gene PIN1, whose product is annotated as peptidylprolyl cis/trans isomerase, NIMA-interacting 1. Gene Ontology annotation, cellular component: nucleus; cytosol. Lineage: Eukaryota; Metazoa; Chordata; Aves; Passeriformes; Pipridae. Bases 27 to 521 code for a protein of 164 amino acids. The transcript has 4 exons. Gene Ontology annotation, molecular function: protein binding; peptidyl-prolyl cis-trans isomerase activity. The record is from RefSeq and is a predicted model, not a curated record.
GUCAGGGCGGGCGCAGGGAAGGGAAGAUGGCGGAGGAGGAGAAGCUGCCCCCGGGGUGGGAGAAGAGGAUGAGCCGCAGCUCCGGCCGGGUUUAUUACUUCAACCACCUGACGAACGCCAGCCAGUGGGAGCGGCCGCACGGCUCCGGCUCCGGCGGCUCCGUGGGGUCGGCGCGGUCGGAGCCGGGGCGGGUUCGCUGCUCCCACCUCCUGGUGAAGCACAACCAGUCCCGCAGACCCUCGUCCUGGAGGCAGGACAAGAUCACCCGCUCCAAGGAGGAGGCCCUGGAGCUCAUCAACGGUUAUAUCCAGAAGAUAAAAUCGGGAGAGGAGGAUUUUGAGUCCUUGGCUUCCCAGUUCAGCGACUGCAGCUCGGCCAAGGCAGGAGGGGACCUGGGAGCCUUUGGGAGAGGGCAGAUGCAGAAGCCGUUCGAGGACGCGUCGUUCGCGCUGCGGGCGGGCGAGAUGAGCGGCCCCGUGUUCACGGAUUCAGGGAUCCACAUCAUCCUCCGCACGGAGUGAAAGUGCCUUUGGGGCCCGGAGAGGGAGACACGAGGGGGAGGAACGGAAUCCGACCCCCUCCCACCCCACGAACUCCAUCGCCACUCCCGAUCCCAAAAAACACCCCGUCCUCUGUCCCACGGCUCAAACCUCCCGGGACACCUCGGCGCCGGAAAGGGAGGGGGCGGCUCCCGGGACGGGGCGUCGGCGUCUUCCCAAGGGCGGGAAAACGGGGAAUUCCGGGGGGUUUGGGGAGGGUUGGGCUGUCCUGACCCGGCU